AUAAUAUUAAUUUGUUUUAGUUAAAAUAAAUAAAAUAAAAUAAAAAUGAACAGGAAUGAAAUUAAAAAAAGGAAUAUAAAUAAUAAACAACAAACGACAACAGGGAAUAAUAAAAAUAUAAAUAAUAACCAAAAUUUAAAUAAUAGUAACAAUAAUAAUAAUAACAACAAUGAAUCAACAACAGUUAGCUGGGCUAAAGAUUUUAUGAAUUGGAAUGAUGGAAAUUUAGAAAGAGAAAGGACACAAUUACAACAACAAAAAGAUCGUUGCUUUAAAGUUUUAAAAAAGAGUACAAUAGCCUGUAUACUGUUAUUAUUUAUAUCAUGCACAUUAAUUUAUGCAAUGACACAGUACCCAUCGGUAUCAGGUGGUGAUGCUGGCGAAUUAAUUAUUGUGGCUCAUCAAAUGGGUGUUGGUCAUCCUCCAGGUUACCCAUUAUUUACUUUUCUUGGUUAUUUAGUAUCACAUUUAUUCCCAUCAAAUAAUUUUUCAGUUGCAUGGAAGGUUUCAUUCAUGUCAUCAAUGGUUGGUUCUCUUGCAAGCAUUUUCAUUUAUUUAACUGUUUAUUUAUGGGUAAAUAACCAUUGGUGUGGUUUAUUAUCAGCAUAUAUGUUCACAUUUUCACCAUUGAUUUGGAUGUAUCAAAUUCAGGGUGAAGUAUUUUCAUUAAACAAUAUGUUUACAGCAAUGUUAUUAUUUUUAGGUGUUUGGUAUACAAGGGUUAGAAUAUUCGAAAAUGAAAGAUAUAAUACAGCAUUUUGGACAUCAGAAAGAAUUGCAUACCUAUGUGCAUUUAGUUGUGCAUUAGGUUUAACAAAUCAACAUACUUUGGUUUUGGUAGUUGUUCCAUUUGCAUUUUGGUUAAUGUUUAUAGCUGGAAGAGAUCAACUUUGGAAUAUGAGAAUUAUUACAAAUUUAGUUUUCUAUACAUUGUUUGGUUUAUCACCUUAUUUGUUAUUAAUCAUAUUACCAAAGUUAAAUAGGGUUAAAUAUUCUUGGGGUAACACAGCAACAUUACGUGGUUUUAUGAAACACUUUUUAAGAGAAGAAUAUGGUACCUUACAGUUAUAUGGGGGUGAUGGUGGUUCAAUUUCAUUAUUUGUGAAAAUCUACACAUAUUUUGAAAAUUUAAUUUUACAAUUUAAUUAUAUUGGUUUGGUUUUAAUCUUAAUUGGUAUAUUAAAUUUAUUGUUGGGUUAUAAUUUAAGAACAUUUAAAUGGAAAUCAUUUGGUACAAUGAUAAUAUUUUCAUUUUUAUUUUAUAUUACAUUUUUCUUUAAUUUAUGUAAUUUACCAAUCGAAAAACCAUUAUAUAAAGGUGUAUUUUUUAGAUUUUUUAUGCAACCAAAUGUAUUUUUAUCAGUAGCAAUGGGGUUGGGAUUAAGAACAGUUUUUCAAAAAGGUAGUGAAAAAUUAAGGAAAUAUUUAUUACCAAUUGUAGCAAUCGGAAUAUCAAUAUAUCAAAUUCAAAGCAACUAUUAUCUUCAAGAUCAAAGUAACAACUAUUCAUUCUAUGACUAUGGUCAUGCAAUUUUAGAUACUCUUCCAAGAAAUACACUUUUAUUAGUUGGUGGUGAUCUUUGUACAAAUGUGCCAAUGUAUUUAAACUUGGUCGAAAAAGUUAGACCCGACGUUGAUAUAGUCAGUAUGGAAAUUAUGAGUUGGGAAUGGUUCAAGGUUACACAGGCUCCACUAUUUAAUAGAAUUAUAUUCCCAGGCGAAGUUUAUCAUCCAUAUGUUCAAGGUGGUUAUUCAUUAAAAGCAUUUUUAGAUAGUAAUAUCCGUAAUAGACCAAUUUAUCUUGCUGGAGAUUUCAAGUCUGGUGAUAAUUCAUUCCAAAAGGACUAUUUCACUAUUAGCAAAGGUUUAACUGCUCAAAUUAUCCCAGUCAAAGAUUCAGAAAAUUAUAAUGUUUAUAAAAUAAUUAAAAAUACACUAAAACAUUUCCCAACUUUCGAUUUACCAACUGAUAUCGUCAAAUAUCCAGAAGACUCUUGGGAAUACUUUUUGGUUGGUGAAAUGGUUGUUAAUCUUGAAAGAGCAUCCGAAAAUCUUUUCAAAACCUAUUUAAAUCAAGAGUCUAAAGAAUCUCUUCAAGCUUUAGAAUUAACAUUAGAAAUUUUAUUAAAAUCCCUCAAACUUCAAGAGGACAGAUGCUGGUCAUUAAAACACAUCGGUAUUAGCUAUGAUCACUUACGUUAUAGAAUCCUUAAAGAUAAUAAUAAUGCAACAAAUCAAAAGCAGGCCGAAUACUAUUCCACCCAAUUAUUACAUUACUGGAAAAAAUAUAUAAAUCAAUGUUAUAAUGAUAGAGAUGGAGAUUGGGAUACUAUUAAAAAUGUAAUUCAACAUAUGUCAAAUUAAUAAUAAAAUAAUAAAGUAACACUAUUAUAAACAU
Molecule: messenger RNA, 2398 nt
Organism: Dictyostelium purpureum
Lineage: Eukaryota; Evosea; Eumycetozoa; Dictyosteliales; Dictyosteliaceae
Exons: 4
Coding region: 46-2364 (772 amino acids)
Source: RefSeq, a predicted model, not a curated record